GCUCCGGCUAAGCUAGGGGUCCGUACCAACAGAUGUUCCGCCAAAAAACGCAGUAAAUACCCGCUUUUUUAUGAAAUGUAACGCAUUAAACGGCAACCGUGUAGUGAUUAGAGGAGGUAACCAGCGUGGCGGCAGCGAUUCUCACGAGCGGCGAUCAGUAUUUAGUAGCGCGUGUUUAUAUUUUAAGUUUACGUCGGCUAGCUCGCUAGCUAACUUGAGCUUGUUUUCCAGCUAACCAAAAGUGAAAGAGGAACCGGAGCUUCAUGGUUUUGCAAACCUGCGGAGUUUAUCUCGAGGUACCAACUCUAUUACAACACGUGAACAUGGUCGCUUCCCGGCUUUAGCAGCAGCUUGACCCUCGUCAUCAUGGACUCCUGAAGUCUUCGGGCUUCAGCGGCUCGUCCGGUCGCUCACGGUUGAUUUGGAGCGGAGGUCACUGUUCAGUUGCGACCUGUCUGACCUCCCAGCAGAGGGAGCGAGCAGAUGGGGAACAGUUGCUGUCACGCUGAGAGUCCCUGUGGCAGUGCGGAGGAAAGAAGCGUUUUGCUGAAAGAUGACUCGAAGGCCACGGCGCCCACUGGUGAAACAGCUGUAGUGGGCACCUGUGGUCCCGACGGAGAUGAUGACAUCAGGAAAAUGCCUGAUGAGGCCCACAUAAAGGUGGAGGAGGUGGUGCAGGUGAAGCAGAGUCCUGAGGUCACAGAGAUGGAGCCCAACAGCACUCAGGAGAACGGAGGCUUGCAGAAGGAGGUCAUCGACACGGCAACACCGUCUCCGAGCAAACGAUCCAAACUCAAAGAAAACUCUACCGGAGCACAAGGCAAAAACACGAAGGACCGUCCUGCAGACAGCGGACAAGCUGAACUUCUUCAAUGCACUUUAAACUCCCCGCAGACACACGCCACGGCUGAUUGGGAGGUUUUUACAGCAACAAAUGCGGCGCCAGAAGAAGAAAAUAAAGCCUCAGCGAGGGAGAAAAUCCCUGACAGCAGCUCAUUAACAGCUGAGGCAGUUUGCCCCGAAAACCACACUGAGACAAACACAACGAGAGAGGACAUUACACUGGACACCACUCGUGAUAAUGAUGAAGACACAAGCUGCAAAGUCACUGUUGCGAACGCUGCGGCCGAGCCGUUGAGGGAGUUUAACGAAAACGAUGAAGUGUUAUCUGUGCCAAACACUCGGCUCACUGCAGCGGCUUGUCAGGUGGCGUCCAUCUCUGCGGUCAGUCUGGAGAGGGACAAAGAGUCUCCGAGCCGUGCUGCGACAGAGGAUUCAGAGAAUGGGAGUCCUUCAUUGUGCAAGGAGGGCGGCCCUGAAGUCGAACAAAGCCGCGAGGUCUGUGAGUCUCUUCCUGGAUCAGACCCCACGGGACUCAACCACAGUGGUGAGGAACGAGACUCCGCCAGCUGUGUCAGGGAGCCAGAGACCGCAGCUCCGGCAGACGCCAGCGACAGCUCAAAGUCCGAUCAGGAUGCACAGCCAGAUCUUGAGCGUAAAACUGCGAGCUCGAAUGAGGUCACUUCCUUGGAGAACAUCAGACAGGAUGUUGGGGCGGAAAUGAUGCUAAAAGGACAGGACAAAGAUGAAGAUGUUCCCGAAGUGACGGAGGUCGAUGAGCGGAAGAAGGAGGUGGAAAACGCUCCCGCAGAGGUCGAGACUCACGCUGGGAAAGAUGCGGAAGUUCAGGAGGUAACCGGAGAAGAGGAGCAGCUGGCUGGGAGCAAAUCAGCUGAUGUAAAGGCUGAAGAGACACCAGCCACAGUGAAGGAAGAGUCUGCUGAAGACGGCCUUAGCAACAGUGAAGAAGAUCUGUACAGAGGAGCCGAGGAGCUGUCUGCGUCACAAACAAAUAAACCAGAAAUUACACAUUUAAAGGUGGAGGACAGAUGCAGUUUGUCCCCGGCCGUGGAUAUUCUGUCUUACAGCGAGAGAGAGUGGAAAGGGAAUACUGCCAAAAGUGCUCUCAUUAAAAAGGGUUAUAAGGAGAUGUCCCAGAGGUUUGGCAGCUUGAGGAGAGUGAGAGGGGACAACUACUGCGCCCUCAGAGCCACGCUGUUCCAGGUGCUGUCCCACAGCACCCAGCUGCCCGCAUGGCUGCAGGAGGAGGACGUUAAUAUGCUGCCGAAGCAACUGGAGGCCCAGGAGGGUUUGAUAAGUCAGUGGACAUUUCCUGGAGAGUGCCUGCAGGGAGACGGGACAGGAGAUGCCACCCUGCAGCUAAAAGGCUACAUGGAGCUUCUCCGUAAUAAGUGGCAGGCGGCGGUGGACUGCUCCUCCGCUGUGGAGCGGCAGCAGCUGUGCGAGCACGUGUUUCAGGGAGGAGAAGAGGAGCUGGGGCUGCUGGAGGCGAUCAAGCUGCUGAUGCUGGGCAGAGCGGUGGAGCUGCACGGCUGCAUGCAGAGCGGCGGAGACGUCCCGCUCUUCUGCUGGCUGCUGUUUGCUCGGGACUCGUCUGACUGCCCGCGCUCCUUCCUCUCCAACCACCUCAGCCACGUGGGCCUCAGCGCCGGGCUGGAGCAGGUGGAGAUGUUCCUGCUGGGCUACGCCUUGCAGUGCACCAUUCAAGUUUACAGACUGUACAAGGCUGACACAGAGGAGUUUGUCACCUACUACCCAGACGACCAUAAGGACGACUGGCCGUCUGUGUUCCUCGUCACAGAGGAUGAUCGCCACUACAAUGUGCCAGUUGUGGAAGUUGCAGAACUGCACAAGCAGGUCGAGUCGAGCUGAUUGCCGCUGCAGAUAAAAUCUCCUGCCAUACAAACAAAACACUCCUCAGGUCGAUCAAGAUGAACAGAUUUACGCCACUUAAAGGAAUAGCUCGACAUUUUUGCUUUCUUGUUGAGAGUUAGACGAGAAGGUCAAUACCGCACGUCUGUUAAGUCUUGUUUGUUUAAAGGUUCUGUACGGAAAUUUUGACAUUUAUUAUUAUUUUUUAUUCCCAAUGGCUGAACAGGUUUUAAUGUAACUUACGGGCGUACAAUACGUAUACGGACACAGAUGGAGCCUUCUGUCUGUACUCUGCGUUCAUAUCAUUUGAUUUUUUUCACGUUUUUUGAAAGCUUACAGAUACGGACGGUGUAGCGUAAUUCAAACGAGACGUGACUGUAGGAGAUGAGGAAAAAAUGUAAAUAUAGUUAAUUUGGCGCACUCAGCCGCUGACUCAUGCAGAAGAUCUUUGUACUUUCAUACUGUAGGAAUGAACACAGUAUCCAGGUUUUCUUAAUACAUCCAUGGCUGAAACAUGGUGCCAAAAACUGCAGUUCCUCUGAGCAUGUUUAUAGCCCGGUGCAAAAAAGACUUUUGCUUUCUAGAGUUAAUUACAACAUUCAAACUGCACUUGGGGCAAAUUUUUAUACAAAUCCCCUGUUUACAUUUUAUAGAUUUAAAGUUACACAUAUUUAAUAGACAUUUUGAGAGAUAGUUUCGGUGUCACCACAGUCUGUCAGCUUCACCCUCUCAUCCAAAUACGGUCACUUCCAUCCCAAAAAUAUCCAAGAAUCCAACAGCCAAAAUGCCAAACUCUGCUUUAAAACAGGAAUCCACAAUCAAAUGUGCGUCACCACAGUGGCUACAUCUAUUAUUUUUAUUUUAUGCUUCGGACAGAGCCAGGCGAGCUGCGUCCCUGUUACCAGUCUUUGUUUUAAACUACGCCAAACUGGUGACUUUAGAGUGGUAUCGAUCUUUAUAUCUAACUCACAACAAGAAAGCAACUAAUAUUUCCCAAAAUGUCGCUCUAUUCCGUUAAAAACAAAAACAAAAAAACAUGCUGAUUCGAGACCCUGUACAAGACGUGGUUUACACACUUUUGUACACACUGUACUGUAUACAGAGUUUUUCUAUUUGGGUAUGUGUACAUAUAUGUGCAUCUGAUAUUUUGGGAUCAUCUCAGUUAAAAUUAGUUUGCAGGGUGUCAUUUUGACUUUCAGGUGAGUGUGGGGAGAAAAAGAAAAGCCCAAAUCUUAUAAGAAACCUUUUGUACAUUUUUCUCUGUAAAAAGAAAAAGUGAAGCUGCCAACAUAAUCAGAUGGUUUGUGUUUACACUGGAAUUUGGGCACUUUGAUUUGUGUAUUAAUUUAUUGUUUUUCAGUGUGUCAAAAAAAAAAGUGUUUUAAAUUAAGUGAAGCGACUGAAUUUAGUCAAAUGAAGGGUGUGAUGAUUUAUCAGGUUCAACAACAGCUCACAGCUGAUCGGAGGACUUGGAUGGUCGCAGCCUCUGUGUCAGAGGCGUGAUUUUGUGACGGUCUGUGUGUGUGUGUGUGCGUGUGUGUCUGCAACUGUGAGUGUUUGUGUGUCAAACUCAAUGUGUAACAUGUUGCCUUUAACCAAGCUGUUCUGAGGGGGAAAAUGUGCCAAUGUUGCUGCAAAUACUGGCAACAGUCCCGACCACCAGCCACUGGAUUCAGUAGAAAACGCUCGCUUGGUCCUCCAUGUUGCCUUAGAAAUAAUGCACAAUAAGAAUGAAUGUUGGAUUUUAGUGAUUGAGAGGACAUUUUCUUGCCCUAAUUCCAGAGCAGGCGAAGGUGAUCUGUUGACAGUAAAACAUUGAUGAUGCAGGGAUGCUCUUUCUCUGUCAGAUCUUUUGGAUGGCGUUUAGAUAAAAAAACGAAAGUACAAUUUUUGUAAAAGUUGUUUCUUUAUGAUUGAGUUUAGCCUGUUACGGCCUAAUUUUAUGAGAACUAUAAACAUGAAUUUGAACCGAUGAAGUUUCAGAAGUAAGCUACAGAAAAUGACGCAUUACAAAUGUUUGGGGUGUCAGACUCCAUCUGUAAAACAUGGUUGAAUACAGCUGAUUUUCCUAUCCUCUAAA
Molecule: messenger RNA, 4813 nt
Organism: Plectropomus leopardus (leopard coralgrouper)
Lineage: Eukaryota; Metazoa; Chordata; Actinopteri; Perciformes; Serranidae
Biological process (GO): protein linear deubiquitination
Cellular component (GO): cytoplasm
Molecular function (GO): cysteine-type deubiquitinase activity
Source: RefSeq, a predicted model, not a curated record